UUAAACAAACACAAACAGAUACGAUCAGAUUAAUCAAGUGCAGAAAUAGUAGUUAGUAAUUAUUUCCAAUUCCUUCUCUGUUUGUCGCAAACCUUUGGACAUAAUCAUUUUUCUAAGGUUCAGAGCUCAUUUUUUUCUCUGGAUGAAAUCAUGCUAAUCAGCAUGAUUAAUCAAAAUUCUUACAAAAGUGGAGAAACAAAAAGCAUAAUAAUAUCUUAUUAUUAAAAAGUUUCUAAGUAAUUUUACACGUUGAAAUAUUGUUGUUUAUUUAAAAAUCCACAUAAACCGAAUAAAAACAAAAAGUAAAAAAAACAUCUUUACAAUGUCUGACAAAAUUCCAAUAGAGGAGCUUCGUUUUCCAGUUCCAUGGGGUUAUGUAGCAGCCAAAGCCUGGGGUUCACCUAAAAAUUAUCCAAUUCUCCUUGUUCAUGGAAUACUGGACAAUGCCGGUUCAUUUAAUCGACUUAUUCCUCUACUUCCCAAAAGAUUUUAUUACCUUUGUAUCGAUUUACCGGGUCAUGGAUUAUCAUCACAUUUUCCCGCGGGUGUUCCUCUUGAUUUUUUUAAUUACGUUCUCUGUAUUGAACUUAUUGUUCAAUCAUUAGGAUGGAAAGAAUUUAUUUAUCUCAGUCACAGUCUUGGGGGAAUAGUUGGUUCAUUUUACCUGGCACUAUAUCCGGGACGUGUGAAAAAAAUGAUAACACUCGAUUUAGGUCUGCCAUCUGAUUAUAGUGGUGAUAAACUUUUUAAACGUGUUCAGGAAAUACAAAAAAAUGCCAUUGAAAUAUAUCGCGAUACAUCGACGAGACUUCAUUCAUACGAUGAUGUGAUUUAUGCACUAAAAUACAAAAGAAUGCAUUGUUUAAAUGAUUUAGCUGCCGAUGCAUUAUUUGAGAGGGCAGUGACGAAAAUUGGUGAUAAAUAUAAAUAUAAUCGUGAUCCAAGAUUAAAAAUAACUUUGAGACCACUUUUUUCACUUGAACAAUAUUUAAAUUUUUAUAGUCGUAUUAAAUUGCCUUUUCUAUUUAUAAUAACGUCAAUUCAUGUGAAUGCGGUACCAAAAAUUCCUGGAUUAGAUGAGGGACUUGGUCUUUUGAAAAAAAUUAAAACAUUAAAAUUUGUUAUUGUCGAAGGAAAUCACGAUGUUCAUAAUAAUCAUCCAGAAAGAGUGGCGACAAUUAUUGCCAAUUUUCUGGAUAAUCAUCUACCUAGUAAAUUGUAAAUAUUCGAAAUUUUUUUUUUAAAUAUUUAAAUAUAGAAAAAAUAUUAUUUUUCUAAAAUAGCAAAGAA
Messenger RNA from Leptopilina boulardi, 1290 nucleotides. RefSeq names its product serine hydrolase-like protein 2. The record is from RefSeq and is a predicted model, not a curated record. The transcript has 2 exons. The coding region runs from base 323 to 1222 and encodes 299 amino acids. NCBI's taxonomy places the organism in Eukaryota, Metazoa, Arthropoda, Insecta, Hymenoptera, Figitidae.